Molecule: messenger RNA, 453 nt
Organism: Danaus chrysippus (African queen)
Lineage: Eukaryota; Metazoa; Arthropoda; Insecta; Lepidoptera; Nymphalidae
Source: the annotation of a GenBank genome assembly
AUGCCUACAUAUGAAUUAGCGUUAAUGUUAAGGGCUAUGCCAAAACCAGAACUGAAAACUACUUUGACGCGAGUAUCACAUGCUGUUUUCAACCGCGGUGGUAUUAUAAGGAACAUUGAAAAUUUGGGGUUCAGACCGAUUCCAUACAAAACGAGUGCCCACGGUUUAGUGCAUCGCGAAGCUAAUUAUUUCAUAUUUAAACUAGAUACAGCAACCAAAGCGGUAGCUGAUCUUAGAGAGGAAUACAGUCGAGAUGUCGAUAUAGUUAGGCAACGUUUUUAUAAAGUUCAAACAGAUGAGCAGCCAGCCUGUACGUUGGAAGAGGAAAUGUUGCCGCCGGCGUACAGAGAGGAAGUGCAGCAAAUGAUUGAAGUUGGGAAAACACAAGUCAAUAGAUUCACAUAUAAAUUCAAAUACAAUUCUGGUUUGGAUUAUUAUCCAUUCCAAAAAUAG